GCGAAAUUGAACUGCUGAUUCCGUCGGCGGAUUUAUCGGCAGAAGUCGGAAAUGGCGGGGGUUUCUGCAAGUUCUUCUGCUAGUGAUAAUCCCAGGAUGUUGCCUGAAGAACCAAUGUCUGAAGAAGAAGAAGAACAGGAAGAAGUGGAGAAUUCAUCAGCAUCUGAAUAUGAAGAUGCUUCUGAUUCAGAAAGUGAUGGAAAUGAUGAGGACAGUGAAUUCAUGGACUUUCUAUCUAAGCUAAGGGGAUCAACUGAAAUCAAAGAAAUUCUGAACAGUGAUGGCCACUGUUCCAUUCCAAGAAUAGUGGAAGAUUAUGAAGCAGUUGUUGGGAUAACAGCCAUCACUGAUACCAGAAAGGAGGGGCCUUCAUCACUUCACACGUUGCCAUUUAUUAACUCCUUGAGGGAAGUGUCCUCUCAACUGCAAACAUUUCAGGCCUCUCCUGAGACUCCAGAUGGAACAGCCUGUGGUUCAGCGCUGAAUGCUGCCCGUCAAAUUUUGUAUUGGUCGUCUGUUUUUAUUUCAAUGAUGGAGGCCAGCAAUACAGGGCAGCCUACAUGUACCGUAUCAUUAUCCACUUCCACAUCAUCCACAUUGUCAACACCAACAUCAUCUACAUCAGUGUUAGCUUCAUCAACAUCAUCUGCAUCAACAUCAUCUGCAUCAAUAUCAUCUGCAUCACCAUCAUCUGCAUCAACAUCAUCUACAUUGGCAUCAUCUAGUUUGACAUCAUCUGUAUUAACAUCAUUUACCUUGACAUCUUCUGUAUCCACAUCACCUACAUCAUCUAGGUCAUCUUUAUCCAGUCAUAACCCACCUGCUACAACUUGUGCAUCUUUGUUGUCAAAUGUUAUUCCACUAUCAGUGCAACAGGACCUGCAUCCUUUAUCCUCAUUUAAUCAGCAGUCUUCCCGCUCAGUAGUAAAUCCUCAACCUUCCACUUCAGAUACUCUGCCAUUUGGUCAGCAUUCUCUGUCAUUUCCUCCAGUUUUUUCUGCUACUGGUUGUACAGCGUCUCCGUUUUUUCAUGCUCAGCUAUCUUCAUCAACUCCACUCCUACCUUCCACAUUAUCUGGACAACCUGCAACAUUGCCUCCUCAAGCUCCCUCUAUCUCAUCCUUGCCAGUGGAAGUCACACCAUCACCAUUACAACAAGUUUCAUCAUCUUUAAGCCUGUCACAUCCGUCAUGUAGUCAGCCUUCAUCUUCACAGUCAAGUGUCCAUAAUUAUUCAAUUUCAUCUAUAUUCCGCCCAGUCAUUUCAUCCACUGCAUCCACUGCCUUGCAGACAUUUCAUCAAAAUUCUCCUGCUCCAGCUCUUCAGCUAUCUUCACCCUCAGUUUCAUCUGUUUUGUAUCAUCAAGUGCCACCAGCAUGCUCUUCUGUGGUAUUAGAUCCUGUGACUCUUAACAUCCAUGCCAAAUAUGGUCUUCCUGGUCAAUCCUGUUUAGACUGGCUAAAUUCAUUAACAAUUCCAAGAAAUGUUGAAAGUCUGGAGCAAGUGAAGGAGAUCUGGGAGCUUGGAAGCCAACAUUGUCCACCAUUAAGAGAUUGGACUAUGCUAAUGAGGAACUUUAAGUCAUCCAAAGGACGAAAUACUUCCAUUUACAGUCAACGUAAAUUUAUUUAUUUAUUAUUUCAACGUCAUGGGUUUGAUGUUAGCAGCAUCUCUUCUCAGUACAAUGAAGUUAAACCCGGUAAACUAUACAAACUUUUAAACACUAGUAAACAAAAUUGAUGAAUGUUGUUCCUGAAAUCAUUGACUACAUUUUAAUUCCUAU
Pocillopora verrucosa is the source of this 1783-nucleotide messenger RNA. Lineage: Eukaryota; Metazoa; Cnidaria; Anthozoa; Scleractinia; Pocilloporidae. The record is from RefSeq and is a predicted model, not a curated record.